Manihot esculenta (cassava) is the source of this 2587-nucleotide messenger RNA. RefSeq names its product bZIP transcription factor 17. The transcript is spliced from 2 exons. Lineage: Eukaryota; Viridiplantae; Streptophyta; Magnoliopsida; Malpighiales; Euphorbiaceae. Gene Ontology annotation, cellular component: nucleus; endoplasmic reticulum membrane. The record is from RefSeq and is a predicted model, not a curated record. The coding region runs from base 65 to 2365 and encodes 766 amino acids. Gene Ontology annotation, molecular function: DNA-binding transcription factor activity.
UGCCCAAAGUCUUCCACUUCAAAACCCUCCCCUUCUCAAACCCUAACGAGUAACUACCUCUGUCAUGGGCGAUACUAUCCUCGCCUGCCACCCACCUCUUCCAACGCCCCCUCCGAAUUCUAAUAACUCCAUGGAUGAUUUCGAUUCCCUCCCAAUCCCUCCUCUCGAUCCCAUGUUCCUCUCUGCACAGAAUUCCUCAUCCACCACCAUUACAGGAGGAGAAAAUUUCGUCUCAGAUCUACCCUUGUCCCUUGAAGAUAAUUACGAUUUUGACAUUACCUUUGACGAUCUCGACAGCUUCUACUUUCCAUCCGAGAACGAGCAUUUCUCUAUCCCCAAUCUUGACGUUACUCUUCAAUCGGGUUCUUCCAAUGAUUUUAUUGAUGGUUUCGCAGCCCAUCAGGCGAAUUCUGCUUCUCUGCAGUCGGGGAGCUCUGGUAUUUGUGGCGAUCAUGGUUCUGAUGUUUCUAAGUACCUGAAUUCCUCUCUUUUGGAGUCUAGGAGUUGUAAUUCGGCUGAUCUAUCCUCUAAUUCUGAUAGGGAGUCGAAUGUUUCCUCGCCGAUAUCCUCUCAGGGCUCCGGGAAUGGUGGGUCGGGUGUAUCUGAAGCUAUGAAUGCUCCUUCUCCUGAUUCGGAUACUUUUGCGUUUGAUCAAAAGAUCAAACUCGAAGAAGUAAAUGCCAAAAGUGGUGGGUUGCCAAAGAGAAAGAAAGAGACCACCAGCGAAGAUUUUAAUGACGAAACAAGAAAUCUAAAGUACCGGAGGUCAGAGAAUGCCGACCCAAAUACGAAAGCAAACUCUCAGUGCGGUACUUUUGAUGAAUUGAGUGAAGAGGAGGAGAAAAGGAGGGCAAGGCUGAUGAGAAAUCGAGAGAGCGCGCAACUUUCAAGGCAGAGAAAGAAGCAUUAUGUGGAGGAGCUGGAAGACAAGGUGAGAACAAUGCAUUCAACCAUUGCAGAGUUAAAUAGUAAAAUAUCAUUUUUUAUGGCUGAAAAUGCGAGUUUGAAGCAGCAGUUGGGUGGCAAUGGUCUGUGCCCGCCCCCUUUGUAUCCACCAAUGGCCCCCAUGCCAUAUCCAUGGGUGCCUUGUGCCCCUUAUGUUGUUAAGCCGCAAGGGUCUCAGGUGCCCUUGGUUCCAAUACCUAGAUUGAAGACGCAGCAACCUGUUCCGGCCCUGAAAACUAAAAAGGCUGAGGCUAAGAAAGUUGAGGGUAAGACUAAGAAGGUCGCUAGUGUUAGUUUUUUGGGUUUGUUAUUUUUCGUUAUGUUGUUUGGUGGACUGGUGCCAUUUGUGAAUGUUAAGUUUGUAGGAGUCAAUGAUAAUGGUGCUAAUGGGAUGGGUUUUGUUAGUGAGAAGUUCUAUGAUCAGCAGAAAGGCAGGAUCAUUGGGGUUCAUGGGCAUUUAAAUGAAUCCCAUGAAAAUAUGGGUGUUGAGUUCUCUAAUGGGAAUUUCCAUGUAGGUAGUAGGAUAAAGUGUAGGAGAGGUAGUGAUGGAUGUUUGGCAUAUGAUGUUGAGCUGAAAAGGGGAUUGGAUAAUUUACCAGACUCGGACAAAUUUGCUCGACUUGCUAAUACUAGUAAUAAGCCACUUGCUGCGUCUUUGUUUGUGCCAAGGAAUGAUGAGCUUGUCAAGAUUGAUGGUAACUUGAUAAUUCAUUCUGUUCUAGCCAGUGAGAGAGCUAUGGCCUCACAUGAGGAUCCUGAAGUAAAUAAAAAUAAGGAGACGGGUUUGGCAAUCCCUAGAGAUUUGUUUCCAUCCCUUGCUUUUCCUGAUGUUGAAGCCAGUAGAGGGAGGCAUUCUCAUUUACAUCGGACUCCUAAUGAACGGCAGAAGGCCCUUGCUUCUGGGACUUCUGAUGCUGUAAAGGAAAAAAAGUCAUCUGUGGCUGAUGGUAAACUGCAACAGUGGUUCCAUGAAGGCCUUGCUGGGCCAAUGUUAAGUUCUGGCAUGUGCAGGGAAGUGUUCCAGUUUGAUGCCUCACCAUCUCCAGGAGCUAUUAUUCCUGCUUCCUCAGUUACCAAUAUCACAGCAGAGGACCAGCAGAAUGCUACAAAUCACAAGAAGGGGAAGAGCAGAAGGAUUCUUCGUGGUCUUCCCAUUCCCCUUGCAGGAUCCAACCUGAAUGUAACUGCGGAACAUGUUGGAAGUUCUCAGAAAGACAACUUUCAAGGUCAUAAAUCAGUCUCGCCCAUGGUUGUCUCUGUUCUCGUUGAUCCCAGAGAGGCUGGUGACAGCGAGGUUGAUGGCGUGAUUGCGCCCAAGUCCAUUUCUCGGAUUUUUGUUGUUGUGCUUAUAGACAGUGUGAAGUAUGCUACCUAUUCAUGUGUGCUUCCACGCUCUGGUCCACAUUUAGUAACAACCUGAGAGGAGGGAAACAGUUGGAGUCGUGGAUUAACUCUACCCGAUUUCAGCUCCCAGUUUUGUAUAUAUUAACACAGAAUAAUUAGCUGCGGCAGUAACAAUUUUAACCUCCUGAUGUAUUUCAAACUUUCGUAGCCAUCCCAACUUUAACCUUGUCAAGAAUUGCGCCGUUAUUAUAAUAUUUUUAAAAUUGUAUUGUUAUUAAUAUAUGGCUUGAAUUUGGAA